Triticum dicoccoides is the source of this 2473-nucleotide messenger RNA. RefSeq names its product lysosomal Pro-X carboxypeptidase-like. Lineage: Eukaryota; Viridiplantae; Streptophyta; Magnoliopsida; Poales; Poaceae. The record is from RefSeq and is a predicted model, not a curated record. Gene Ontology annotation, biological process: proteolysis. Bases 911 to 2473 code for a protein of 520 amino acids. The transcript has 11 exons. Gene Ontology annotation, molecular function: serine-type exopeptidase activity; dipeptidyl-peptidase activity.
CUAUUGCACAAGAUUUCUGGUUCCUCCUAACUAUGAGGCACUAUUUGGUUAUGCUUGACGGUAAUUUUGGCGCUUUAUUUCAACUAGAAUGCACGCAGGACAUGUUUGGUCAUUUGAUAUUUUUCUUCUCUCCUACGGCUACUUGUUCUUUAUUUGUUUCUAAUCAUUUUGCUGCUCUCAAGAGAUGCUUACCAUAUUCUCGCUUGGUUCAUCAGUGACCUCAUCCAUUUGGUUUGGUGUCAAAAGAGAAAGGGCCUCCCAACCAAGUUUCAUGUUCAUCUUAUCGGCUCUAGCUGUGAUCUUGUAGAUAUUGCUGCAUGUGGAACAUAUUUUAGCGUUUCCUAAGUUGGGUUCUAGAGUGGUUGCACUCUGUUAUACCAAGGUAGACUUGCUGGCUUGUUUUUAAAUGGUUGUCAUACCAGCAUUGUUUUCUCCCAGCAAAUUACCAGCUGCAGCAUUUUGUUCUUACAUGUGACAGAGAACCGAGGAUGUUGCAUGUUGCUGUCUGUAACCAUAAGCAAUUUUUUGGCUGCUGUGACUCUGAUUGAGUUGCUGGGUUUAGCUGAGCCACUGAGGUCUGAGGUGAUAUUUUGACUGCUGUUACUGUUGCCUCGAGUGCCAGUUUGGGCGUUCGACGCCUACGGUCUGUUCGAAGUGCUACGGUUUUGUUGUGUUACCCCGUGACAGGUUUCUUCAAUGUUAAGCAUCAUUUAGCAUGCUCUUGUUUUCUCAAACCGUUUGUCUCCAUCUCUUCGACCUGGUUUGAAUAAUUAUACACUUUUGGUUGUACGUGUGCAGGGCUGCAUGCAGGCUGGCUGGGAGUGUGUACGCUCUCGCACACCCGCGCCUUCUUAAAUCCCAGACCACAUCGGCAGUGACGCCGGCGAGCUGCAGGGAGUGACGGGCAGAAAUGGCGGCCUCCUCCCACUCUGCCGUCAUCUUGGUGCUGCUGUUGCUCCUCCUCGUCGUGGCGUUCGUGCCCGCACCGGCAGCAGCAGUGAGCCCCUCCAAGCGCCCCACCCAUCAGCCUCCCUCUUUCCCUGCCGGAAUCUCUACCCUGCGGCAGCUGGCUGCAAGCUCGAGCAGCGGGUACGCCACUGCGGCGAAGCCGUUCACGGCGCAGUACUUCCUGCAGGAGCUGGACCACUUCACCUUCACGCCCAACUCCUCCCGCGUCUUCUCCCAGAAGUACCUCCUCAACGACACCUUCUGGCGGCGGAAGCCCACCGUCGGGCCGCUGUUUGUGUACAUGGGCGGCGAGGCCGACAUUGAGUGGUUGGCCACCACCACCGGCUUCAUGUUUGACAUCGCGCCAGAGUUCGGGGCUCUCAUCGUCUUCAUCGAGCAUCGGUUCUACGGGGAGUCAAAGCCGUUCGGGAAUGACUCAUACAAGUCAACUGACAUGCUGGGCUACCUGACGUCCACACAGGCGCUCGCUGACUUUGCCAUCCUCAUCACCAGUCUCAAGCAGAACAUGUCCAUUGUUGACGCCCCCGUCGUCGUCUUCGGCGGCUCUUACGGCGGCAUGUUGGCUUCAUGGUUCAGGUUAAAGUAUCCCCAUGUCGCCAUGGGAGCCCUGGCGUCCUCUGCACCCAUCCUGCACUUCGAUGACAUCACCCCGUGGUCAAGCUUCCAUGACACCGGCUCACAGGACUUCAAGUCCGAGAGCCUGAAUUGCUUCAGUGUCAUCAAGGCAGUCUGGCAUGUGCUAGAUAAAAGGGGAUCCAACGACACUGGGCUCUUGGAGCUCAGCAAAACCUUCAGGGCCUGCAAGACCGUGCAGUUCAUUUAUUCGCUGAGCAGCUGGCUACGGACAGCGUUCAUCCACACAGCCGUGAUGGACUAUCCAACCCCAGCAAAUUUCUUGACGAAUCUGCCUGCUUACCCAGUCAGGGAGAUGUGCAAGAUCAUCGAUUCUUUUCCUGCGGGAGCCGACGUCAUCGACAAGGCUUUCGCUGCGGCGAGCAUGUACUACAAUUACACAGGCGACCAGAAAUGCUUCCAGGUGGAGGGUGGCGAUGAUGACCCUCAUGGCUUCAAAGGAUGGGGCUGGCAGGCCUGCACAGAGAUGGUCAUGCCGAUGACGGUGUCGAACGAGAGCAUGUUCCCACCAUCCAGCUUCAGUUACGAGAAGACGUCCGAGAACUGCCUCGCGGGCUACAAAGUUCUUCCGAGGAUGCACUGGAUCACUUCUGAAUAUGGUGGCCAUAAAAUUGACAAGGUUCUCAAGAGGUUUGGGAGCAACAUCAUCUUCUCCAAUGGGAUGCCAGACCUGUGGAGUGGAGGCGGGGUACUCAAGAACAUAUCAUCCAGCAUCAUUGCUCUUGUCACGGAGAAAGGGGCCCAUCAUUUGGACGUCAGAUCUGCAAAUCUCCGCGAUAAUCCAGACUGGAUUGUAGAACAAAGGAGACAGGAAGUUGAGAUCAUACAUGGAUGGAUAGACCAGUAUAACAAGGACAUUGCACAGAUGUAG